Molecule: messenger RNA, 2440 nt
Organism: Daldinia caldariorum
Lineage: Eukaryota; Fungi; Ascomycota; Sordariomycetes; Xylariales; Hypoxylaceae
Product: acid protease
Exons: 1
Coding region: 217-2229 (670 amino acids)
Source: RefSeq, a predicted model, not a curated record
UCGGAUGGAGCACAGAAGGCGGACUUCGUCCCCAGUCGAGUCCUCUUCAGACUAGGUAGUAUAGUGAUGAUCCCAUCCCGUUCGUUCUCUACUAACGCUCCUUCUUUGAAUUCAAGUCUCUCUUUUUCCCAUUCUUCGCUAGCGACGUCGAGUGUCGUCUUGCACCAAGCCGCAAAAUAGUGUUUUUUUCUACCGCACUUUUGCGUGUUUCUGACCAUGAUCUCUAUACGGUCUUUACCUCUAUCUUUUCUUUUCCAUCUAGCGGUCUUCAGACCCGCUAAGGCAGAUACAAAGCCCAUUGCGGCGAAAUGGUCCAGCUCGACGUUUGGACCUGAUGGUCCUUGGCCAGCGAUUGAAGUCAAUUUGGGUUAUGGACAGAAGAUAUCGUUAUAUCCGGGGCGAGAAUUCCAAACCUUUCUCCUGACAAGCGAUUAUUGCAGCCAGAACACAUCAAUUCCCUGCUAUGCUAAUCAAGCCGGACAGUACAACGAUGCUCAGUCGCAGGUGGAUACUACGGGAUCGACCGGUCAAAUUCAAUUUCGGUCAAGUCCAGCCUAUAUGCAGGGUGUUGAUGUCUUGGGCGAAAUGACAAAGUCAUGGGUUGACUCGAUGGAAUUCGGAGGUACGAAGAUAGCGAAUGUCUCUUUGGCUUUGUUGAGCGGAUCGUAUAUGGCUUAUCCGAAUGGCCAGUGGUAUCCUUUGACCGUAGGUUGCUUGGGGAUAGGGGCACCGGCAACAGUUAACCAAAGCUUUUCGAACAACUUUGGGCCACCCAUCAACGCCAGUCUCGUUCCUGGAUAUCUGUGGUCACACAACACCAUCGCCUCUAACUCCUUCGGUAUGCAUAUUGGGUCGGCAAACCCUCGGAUGUCGGGGUCGUUCUACUUCGGCGGUUACGAUCAAAAUCGAAUUGUAGGAGAUGUUCUUACGUACUCGGACGAUUACACGAAGGAAAUCACCUUAAAAGACAUUGGUAUCAAAGUAAUAGAUGGCUCUUCACCGUGGGAGUUCGAGUCUAUGGGAGGUCUCCUUGCAGCCGAUAACUCGUCCAUUACUUCCGGCGGUAUUCAAGUCUCGGUCGAUGGUUGCUCGCCUUACAUAUCGCUCCCCAAGUCGACGUGCGACGCCAUCGCGAAGAACCUACCCGUGACGUAUAACAAAGACCUCGGCCUAUACUUCUGGAAUACCGAUGAGCCAAAAUACACGCAAAUCGUGAACUCGGCAUCUGUUCUCGAGUUUGUUUUUUCAGGCAACUCAAACACGAAAAACGUUUCCAUCUCUGUUCCCUUUCGGCAUUUGAAUCUCACGCUGACGGCACCGUUGAUUGAUAAACCAGUGCAAUAUUUCCCAUGCUAUACGGGACCUUCUCAUACGUAUACUCUUGGCCGUGCUUUUCUCCAAGACGCAUUCGUCGGUGCGAAUUGGGGCACCAAACAGUGGUGGCUUGCCCAAGCCCCUGGUCCCAAUAUACCCGGCCCAUCUGUUGUUGAACUAGCAAACGACGGUUCCAUCAAGGCUAGCUCGAACGACUGGAAGGAAUCAUGGUCAGGAUCAUGGAAAGCUCUUAGCCCUAGUGAUGUAGAGAGCUCGGCCACCGUGAGUGUUCCUAGCGCAACUAAUACAGCUGCCGAGGAAAUCGCUGUCUCAAGAGAGGGUCUUUCGACUGGAGCCCAGGCCGCCAUUGGGGUAUGUGUUGGUGUCGCAGGCCUAGCACUGAUCGGUGCCCUUGCCUUCUUUUUCCUACGCCGUCGCAAGGCACGUACUCACGAAGGACCGGCUCCUACUACAGCUUCUGGCACUCACGAUUCACCCGAGCAAGGAUAUUACAUGCCUGUCAAAAACCCUAGCUCGCCAGGUAUAUCGGAGAUGUCUGCAGCAGCCCCAGGGCAACCGCCAAAUAUGAUGAUGUAUAAUCAACAGCACCCGCAACAAUAUGCACAACCGUAUGCACAACCAUAUCCCCAAUCAUAUCCCCAGCAAUAUCCACCACAAUAUUUACAACCAUAUGGGCAACCGUACAGCGCCGAAUUGCCUGCUACCGCGAAUGCGCCAACAGAGCUACCUGGGUCAGGAACGUAUGAUCCGCAGCUACUUGAUGGAACUCAAGUUCAGGGUCAAGUAUCACCACUCCAAAGCAGCGCUCCACAACAAUCACCGCAGUCACCACCGCAAUCACCGAACCAUAGCACGAAUCAACCACCCAGCCAGGGACAACAGGGGCAAACAUGAUACCGACCUUACGGGAGCCAAAUGCGUGAAAUGGACUUGGGCAUUAAAAUUUAUUCGGCAGUUGAAUCCAUGUUACACCAUUCUAAUAUUCCAGGGAUUUCCUUGUUCUCUUUUCAUCUUGGAGUUGGAUAAAAUUCGCGCACAAAUGCGCGUGUCAGAUCGGGAGGGAGGCGAUGAGCGGCCAUUGAUACAAUUUAGUUAUACGUUGUUU